AUGGAGGUUCUGAAAGUUCUUUCAGCUUCUCCAUCAACCUAUUCUACUAACCCAAAGUCCAAGUUGUUAAAUCUACCUUUUGUUUUUUUGACACCCAUGUUUUCAUCUUCCCCGCCUUUGACCUCGCCUCUUUCUUCUUAUCUCAAUUUGCUUCCAGUUUCAUCAGAGUUGUGUUUGUCGAUGACCAAUUGCACACGCCUUGGAGGAGCGAUGGAGAAAGCUGGAAGGAGACGGAGAAUUGGUGCGAAGAAGAAUCUUAUCAGAAGUGGUUCAGUUGAUGUUGUUGUGGUAGAGAGUGUUGCUGCCCUUGUGCCUAAAUGUGAAGUUGAUGGUGAAAUGGGUGAUGCACACAUGGCAAUGCGAGGUAGACUUAUGAGUCAGGCACUUCGUAAAUUAAGCCAUUCAUUAUCUACAUCACAAACUAUUUUAAUCUUCAUUAAUCAGGUAAGGUCAAAGCUAGCUACUUUUGGAUCUGACAUUAGGAAGUUAAGUUCUGGUGAAGAUUAUGAAGAAUAA
Messenger RNA from Lactuca virosa, 516 nucleotides. The record is from the annotation of a GenBank genome assembly. NCBI's taxonomy places the organism in Eukaryota, Viridiplantae, Streptophyta, Magnoliopsida, Asterales, Asteraceae.